Molecule: messenger RNA, 1923 nt
Organism: Trichoplax adhaerens
Lineage: Eukaryota; Metazoa; Placozoa; Uniplacotomia; Trichoplacea; Trichoplacidae
Exons: 21
Biological process (GO): lipid phosphorylation; diacylglycerol metabolic process; intracellular signal transduction
Cellular component (GO): plasma membrane
Molecular function (GO): ATP-dependent diacylglycerol kinase activity; calcium ion binding
Source: RefSeq, a predicted model, not a curated record
GAAGUAAUGUGCUAUUUAUCGUUGCUCAAGGCUGGUUCGCCUAGUGACAAGCUAGAGUUUAUGUUCCGUCUAUAUGAUUGUGAUAACAGUGACUACUUAGAAACACAUGAGCUGGAUAACAUAGUCCAGCAAAUGUUGUUAGUAGGACGAUAUUUAGGAUGGGAUGUUUCAGAACUUGAACCAAUACUGGAAGACAUGUUACAAGAACUGGAUUGCAAUAACGAUAAGAAAAUUUCUCUUGAUGAAUGGAUUAAAGGCGGUAGUAAUAAUAUCCCAUUACUAGUACUACUUGGAAUUGAUACGCAAGUACGGGAAAACUGUCAGCACCAGUGGCGUUGGAAGAAAUUUCGAAAGCCCGCUUUUUGUAACUUCUGUUUGGGUAUGUUAUUAGGAUUAGGAAAGCAAGGAUUGACUUGUUCAUUCUGUAAAUUUACCGUACAUGAAAGAUGCGUUCAGAAAGCUCCCACUUCUUGUGUUAACACUUACGUUAAAUCAAGCCGAGCAGUACAUCAUCAUUGGGUAGUUGGAAAUUGUCCUGGUAAAUGUGAUCGCUGCCAAAAGUCGAUAAAAAGUUAUAAAAGGCUUACAGGAGUUCGAUGUGCAUGGUGUCAUUUAACUCUGCAUGAUAAAUGUUUAAGUGGUAUUACUGUUGAAUGCGAUCUCGGAAAACAUAAAAAUUUGAUUUUGCCGCCUACCGCUAUUUGUCCGAAAGUUCUGGAAAGGCAUCGUAGUGUUGGUGAUUCUCCACCGCCGACUAAUUCUUCUCAUAUGGACGGAUUAGAUAUGCAGAUUGCACCAUUAGAAAAUUCUGUGCCUUUAAUUGUUUACGUUAACCCAAAGAGUGGCGGUCAGCAAGGAAGGAGAACGCUACAAAAAUUUCAGUAUCUAUUAAAUCCUAGGCAAGUAUAUAACUUGCUAGAUGGUGGUCCAACGCCAGGCUUGAAAUUUAUUCGUAAUGUACCCAAUUUUCGCGUUCUUUGUUGUGGAGGAGAUGGAACAGCUGGCUGGGUUCUAGCAACAAUCGAUAAGAUGGAGAUAGAUCCUCCACCGCCUAUUGCAAUCUUGCCAUUAGGAACUGGAAAUGAUCUUGCAAGAUGGUUGGAUUGGGGUGGUGGUUACGACGGUGGAAAUCUUUCUAAAAUAUUACAGCAGAUUGAGCAAGCUGUUCCAGUAUCUCUAGAUAGGUGGAAUAUUGAUAUCUCCGCAUUUGAGGGUCUUGAAGGUAGAGGCGAGCCGGUACCACUAAAUGUGUUUAACAAUUACUAUUCGAUCGGUGUAGAUGCUUCUAUUGCGCACAAAUUUCAUACCAUGAGACAGAAGAAUCCAGAAAAAUUUAGUAGCAGGAUAAAAAACAAGUGGUUUUAUUUUGGAUGUGGUGCUGAAGAGCGCUUAUCUAGUAGCUGCAAAAGUUUAAACUCUCAUAUAGACGUAAUUUGCGACGGAAAGGCAAUCGAUUUAACCGAUACAUCAUUAGAAGGAAUCGUGAUUUUAAAUAUUCCCAGCAUGUAUGGUGGUACAAAUAUAUGGGGUAAUACUAGCGAAAAGAAAAAGUCAAAGAAGAAAGAAGCUCAGAAGAGCUCACAUAGAUUUGUGCCUCAAGGUUUAAAGCUUAAUAAAUGUUUUCCGAAUGAUCGAUUACUCGAAGUCGUCGGUUUAGAGAACGCUAGUCAUGUUGGCCAGCUUAUUACUGGCUUACGUGAACACGGUGUGCGACUAGCUCAAGCAUCAAAUAUAGUUAUACGAACCAAGAAAGAAUACCCUAUGCAAAUUGAUGGAGAACCUUGGAUUCAGCCACCAUCAACGAUUCGAAUUACAUUCCGUAAUCAAAUGCCAAUGUUACAAAAUUUUCACCGAUCGCGUAAAGUAAAAUUACUUCCGUUCGUAAAAAGACGUUCACGUUCAUAUAAAUAUCCGGGAACUUAA